UUUCUAUGACCAUUAGUCCAUAGACAACCUGGUUGUAAAAUUUUUGAAGUUUUUUCCAUCCUAAGCGCCGUUUUCAUAUCCCCGUAAAUCAGUUGAUUAUUUUCGUUUACGAGGAUAUUUACAAUGGCUUCCAGAAGUGCAGCAGCUCGUAGGGCUCCUGAAAACGAAUCUGCCAUAGCAUAUGUACAGGCAGAUGGUUUGGCUGUUAUGAAAAUUGUAAAACAUUGCCAUGAAGAAGCUACAACAAAUAUGGAUAUUGCUCAAGGAGCUCUUUUGGGUCUUGUAGUUGACAACCGUUUGGAAAUAACUAAUUGUUUUCCAUUUCCAAAACAAACUGAUGACACCAUGGAUGAAGAUGAGUAUCAGUUGGCAAUGAUGAGAAGACUAAGGCGUGUUAAUGUUGAUCACUUUCAUGUAGGCUGGUACCAAAGUUCUGAUGUUGGUAACUUCUUGAGUAUACCACUUUUAGAAUCCCAGUUCCACUAUCAAACAUCAAUCGAAGAAUCUGUUGUUGUAAUAUACGACACUCAGAAAUCGGCUAGGGGUUUCAUAACAUUGAAAGCUUAUAGAUUAACUCCCCAAGCAAUUGAAAUGUACAAAGAGAAUGAAUUCACUCCUGAAGCCUUAUUGAAACUGAAAAUUGGCUUUGAAAAUUUGUUCACUGAAGUUCCAUUUGUGAUCAAGAAUUCAGCAUUGACGAAUAUAAUGAUGACUGAAUUGAGCGAACUAGUUCCAGAAGAAGAGGGUGCAAAGUUUUUGGAUUUGGGAACUGCCUCAGUAUUGGAGGGUCAGCUGAGAUGUAUGAUGGACAGAGUGGAUGAACUCAAUCAGGAAGCUAUUAAAUUCAAUAGAUAUCAACAGACAGCCAGUCGUCAACAAUUGGAGAAACAUAAGCUUUUACAGAAAAGAGCUCAAGAAAAUGCUGCCCGUGUAGCUAAAGAUGAGCCUCCCCUACCUGAAGACGAUAUCCAUAAAAUGUUUAAGCCACUUCCUGUUCCUGGUCGUCUUAACCCAAUGAUCAUCGCUGGACAAAUAAAUACUCACAGCCAAGCUAUUUCACAGUUCUGCUCGCAGUCUUUGGCCAAACUUUAUAUCACCCAAGCAUUACAAAGUGCUAAAGAAGCAAAUAAGAACCCUUAAAUUUUUUUUUUUGAGUUUGGCUAUUUGCUACUUGAUAAGAUUUAUUGGAAAUCUUCGCAAAGUUGCAAAUUCAAACUUUUUAUUAUAUCGAUUUUUCAUUCUUAUUAAAAUUAGAGUGAAGUA
Coccinella septempunctata (seven-spotted ladybird) is the source of this 1263-nucleotide messenger RNA. RefSeq names its product eukaryotic translation initiation factor 3 subunit H (gene eIF3h). Gene Ontology annotation, cellular component: eukaryotic translation initiation factor 3 complex; cytoplasm; eukaryotic 43S preinitiation complex. Bases 124 to 1140 code for a protein of 338 amino acids. The transcript is spliced from 2 exons. Gene Ontology annotation, molecular function: protein binding; translation initiation factor activity; metallopeptidase activity. Lineage: Eukaryota; Metazoa; Arthropoda; Insecta; Coleoptera; Coccinellidae. The record is from RefSeq and is a predicted model, not a curated record.